Messenger RNA from Xenopus laevis (African clawed frog), 2160 nucleotides. It is a transcript of the gene btrc.L, whose product is annotated as beta-transducin repeat containing E3 ubiquitin protein ligase L homeolog. Gene Ontology annotation, molecular function: protein dimerization activity. The transcript is spliced from 16 exons. Bases 235 to 2037 code for a protein of 600 amino acids. The record is from RefSeq and is a predicted model, not a curated record. NCBI's taxonomy places the organism in Eukaryota, Metazoa, Chordata, Amphibia, Anura, Pipidae.
AAAAAAAGUGUCAACUUCGUGUUUCUCUGACGUUUGUUCCUUGCGGGCCGCCGUAGCGUUCUUAGUUAAGGGAACCACGUGAUUAUGAUGUCAUCGGAUGAGGAAGUACAUCUCUGAAUAAGGGUGUACUGGGGGUGAUGGCAUCUUAUAAAAAGCUUAUAUGAAACCAUAACAUUGAGAAUAAUUAAGAAACAAUUUAUAUAAACUCUAAACAGUAACUGGAAAAGGACUGAGAUGGAAGGAUUUUCAUGUUCUCUUCAGCCACCAUGCCCAGUGCCCAAGUCUCUGUGGCUGGGCUGCUCCAGCCUGGUGGACAGCAUGCCCUCCCUGCAGUGCCUGUAUAACCCAGGGACUGGCGCACUAACAACUUUCCAGACGGCCUCAGAAAGAGAAGACUGUAACCGGGAUGAACCGCCUAGGAAGAUUAUACCAGAGAAAAACCCACUUAGACAGACCUCCAACAACUGUGCCAGUUUGUGCAUAACCCAAGAUACCGUAUGCUUGUUUGGCUCUGCUAUGAAGACAGAAAGUUGUGUAGUUAAAACGAAACUUGCCAAUGGCACUUCCAGCAUGAUUGUGCCCAAGCAGCGAAAGCUGUCAGCAAAUUACGAGAAGGAGAAAGAGCUAUGCGUCAAGUAUUUUGAGCAGUGGUCCGAGUGCGAUCAAGUAGAGUUUGUUGAACACCUGAUCUCUCGAAUGUGCCACUAUCAGCAUGGACAUAUAAACACUUACCUUAAGCCAAUGUUACAAAGGGAUUUCAUCACCGCACUACCAGCUCGCGGACUAGAUCACAUAGCAGAAAACAUCCUUUCAUACCUGGACGCAAGGUCAUUGUGUUUCGCAGAACUGGUAUGUAAGGAGUGGUACAGAGUGACCUCUGAUGGAAUGCUCUGGAAGAAGCUCAUAGAGAGGAUGGUCAGGACAGAUUCUCUUUGGAGGGGACUGGCAGAAAGAAGAGGAUGGGGUCAAUAUCUAUUUAAAAACAAACCUCCAGAUGGGAAAACGCCACCAAAUUCCUUCUACAGAGCACUUUACCCAAAAAUUAUUCAAGACAUAGAGACAAUAGAGUCCAACUGGCGCUGUGGGAGACACAGCUUACAAAGAAUUCACUGCCGGAGUGAAACAAGCAAAGGGGUAUACUGUCUGCAGUACGAUGAUCAGAAGAUAGUAAGUGGACUCAGAGAUAACACCAUUAAGAUCUGGGAUAAGAAUACUUUGGAGUGCAAGCGAGUGCUGAUGGGCCACACUGGGUCAGUUCUCUGUCUGCAGUAUGAUGAGAGAGUAAUCAUUACCGGCUCUUCAGACUCUACUGUCCGGGUUUGGGACGUGAACACAGGAGAAAUGUUGAACACACUGAUUCACCACUGUGAGGCUGUGCUGCAUUUGAGGUUUAACAAUGGCAUGAUGGUUACCUGCUCCAAAGAUCGUUCCAUUGCAGUGUGGGACAUGGCCUCUGCAACAGAUAUCACAUUACGAAGAGUUCUUGUAGGCCACCGAGCUGCCGUUAAUGUGGUGGACUUUGAUGACAAGUACAUAGUUUCUGCAUCUGGCGAUCGAACAAUAAAGGUUUGGAACACCAGUACAUGUGAAUUUGUGCGGACAUUGAAUGGCCACAAGCGUGGUAUUGCUUGCUUACAAUAUCGAGAUAGGCUUGUGGUUAGUGGUUCUUCUGAUAACACAAUCAGAUUGUGGGACAUUGAAUGUGGAGCAUGUUUGCGGGUUCUGGAAGGACAUGAAGAACUGGUCCGAUGUAUCCGCUUUGAUAACAAGAGAAUAGUCAGUGGAGCAUAUGACGGGAAAAUUAAAGUGUGGGACCUUGUGGCUGCUUUAGACCCCCGUGCGCCUGCAGGGACCCUGUGUCUCCGGACUCUUGUGGAGCAUUCGGGCAGAGUUUUCCGCUUGCAGUUUGAUGAGUUCCAGAUAGUAAGCAGCUCUCACGAUGACACUAUCCUCAUCUGGGAUUUUCUCAACGACCCAGCUGCACACGCAGAGUCAACGCGUUCACCUUCUAGAACAUACACGUACAUCUCCAGAUAAAUGACACUACGUAGUACCUCACAGUUGCACAGGACUUGCUUGAAAAGUAUGGUAAUUAAACCACCUGUGAAUGCCGGGAAAUAAACAUUCUACUUGACCAGUAUUUGCUGAAAAAAAAAAAUA